Molecule: messenger RNA, 1020 nt
Organism: Closterium sp. Naga37s-1
Lineage: Eukaryota; Viridiplantae; Streptophyta; Zygnematophyceae; Desmidiales; Closteriaceae
Source: the annotation of a GenBank genome assembly
AUGGCUGACAAAAACCUGUCAGGCCUGCCAGUGUACGCGAGAACCGAGCCAGCUGUUAACAAGCUUCCUAGUGUAACCGAACAGGUCGGUAGCGCCAUCCGUCCGUACGUCAUCCCCUUCGUUAUCAUCCUCGCUAUAGUCAUCCCCAUCAACAUGGUGUUUCAGUCGACUCCCGGACUGCUCUGCAGCUGCUGGAGCCGCGGCGGAGGCUUCGAGUCGGCAUCGUCGCUUCCGUACCAGCCGGCAGCGCCUCCUCCGUACGAGCCGGCAGCGUCGCUUGCGUAUCAGUCGGCAGCGCCUCCUCCGAACCAGCCGGCAGCGCCUCCUCCGAACCAGCUGCCUAUCCCCGGAUGGGCUCAGGCUCUGUUUCCCGGCAUGAGCGGCAAUGACGCGGCCAUCGUUUGCCGUGCAGAGGAGAAUUACUGGGAGAACCUUGUGCUGAGACGGGAGGCGUCCAAUGGAACGCUUUACCCGCCACCCGCGUCGAUGACAAAUAUCACCAUGAAAACGCUCCUUCUCAUCCCCACGUACUCGUGCCUGGUGAACGAGCGCAUUGGCAAGUGGGGGGAUGGCGGAAAGUGGACUUGCCUUCUGCCAGGCGCCAUUCAGACGGACCCUGUGGUGUACAGCAUUGGCAGUUUCGGGCAGUACGAUUUUGAAGACGCCAUUCACAAGAUUCUGCACGUGCAGCCGCACACGUUCGACCCGUUUCUCCAACCCAGCACCGCCGCCCACAUGCAGACCGUCCCCUCCCUUAUCUUCCACCCCAUCGGCCUCUCUGCAAACUCCUCCCUCGAGUACAACCGCCAAAAGUUCUCUGGUGCGGAGUUCAUGACUCUGGGAGGGAUCAUGCAGCUGUUGAAUCAUACUUAUGUGGACAUUUUCAAGAUUGACUGCGAGGGGUGUGAGGAGGCGCUGAUUGCAGAGAUCGGGGAGGCGAAUGGGAAUGUAUCUGCGCAACUGAGCUUGCACGGAGGGACGCUGCCGUUCGGGCAGAUCUUGAUCGAGAUUCACCAGUAA